Messenger RNA from Centruroides sculpturatus (bark scorpion), 740 nucleotides. Its product is annotated as alkylglycerol monooxygenase-like. Gene Ontology annotation, molecular function: iron ion binding; oxidoreductase activity. Bases 1 to 693 code for a protein of 230 amino acids. Gene Ontology annotation, cellular component: endoplasmic reticulum. Gene Ontology annotation, biological process: lipid biosynthetic process. The transcript is spliced from 8 exons. Lineage: Eukaryota; Metazoa; Arthropoda; Arachnida; Scorpiones; Buthidae. The record is from RefSeq and is a predicted model, not a curated record.
AUGAUUACCGAAAUACAUUUUUUGUGGGCCGUUCAUCAAACGCAUCACAGUUCUGAAGAAUUUAAUUUAUCCACCGCUUUAAGGCAAUCCGUUCCACAAGAUUUCGUGAUGUGGAUAUCAUAUAUUCCCAUUGCUCUCUUCAUUCCUCCGCCAAUAUACGCCGUACACGUUCAAUUUAACUUGCUCUAUCAAUUUUGGAUUCACAAUGAGUUCAUAAAUACACUCGGUCCUCUCGAAUAUAUAAUAAAUACUCCAAGUCACCACAGGGUACAUCACGGCCGAAAUCGAUAUUGCAUCGAUAAGAAUUACGCUGGAGUUCUCAUUAUUUGGGAUCGCAUGUUUGGCACUUUCGAACCGGAGUCAGACAAAGUGGUAUACGGGCUAACACACCCCAUAAACACUUUCAAUCCUGUGAAAGUUCAGUUUGGCCAUCUCCUGUAUUUAUGGAAUGCCUUCUGGGAAGCCAAAGGAGCUAAAAACAAAUUAUUCACUGUUAUAAAAGGACCCGGAUGGAAGCCGGGAAAACCGUGGCACGGAGAUCCGGAAGACAUACCAAAUGUAUCGUAUCCCGUCGAUAAAUACAAUCCGAAGUUGGAAUUUUGGUGUUGCUUGUACGUGUUGGCUCAAUUCUUUUUAAUUGCUGUAGCUUAUAUAUUGUUAGCAACUCAUCACAAGAGUGGAGAGCAGAUCUGAAUCUAAAUAUCAACUUAUAGAAAGAGAAUAUGGUCACAAUGCCGGGA